Molecule: messenger RNA, 2157 nt
Organism: Ascochyta rabiei
Lineage: Eukaryota; Fungi; Ascomycota; Dothideomycetes; Pleosporales; Didymellaceae
Product: Salicylate 1-monooxygenase
Exons: 2
Coding region: 1-2157 (718 amino acids)
Molecular function (GO): lyase activity; FAD binding; monooxygenase activity
Source: RefSeq, a predicted model, not a curated record
AUGGACUUCACACAGAACCAAACAAACAGUGCCAACGGUACAUCAAAUGAUGAGACCCGACCGCUGAACAUCACCAUAGUCGGCGCUGGCAUUGGUGGUCUAUCCGCCGCCAUUCUUUUGCGCCAACAAGGACACACUGUCACCCUAUUGGAGCAGUCUCGAUUCGCCAAUGAGCUUGGUGCAGCCAUACAUCUUGCACCCAAUGCCAACGGACUACUUCGACGCAUGGGACUCUUUCCAGAAAAAAUCGGCGCCAUCACUUGCAAGAAAUUGAGCCAGUGGUUGCCGACGGGAAAAGAACUGUUCAGCAUACCCGUUGAACGGGAAGCCCACCGCUGGCAGUAUCCCUGGCAGCUUGCACAUCGUGUCAGCUUGCAUUCUGAGCUGAAGAGGUUGGCAACGACAGAGGAUGGCCCUGGAAAACCCGCCAUCCUAAAGACACGGUCGCGAGUCGCGGAUGUCAACACUGCAGAAGGCAGUGUCACACUCGACAACGGCGAAGUCGUAUAUGGCGACGUUGUCGUUGGUGCUGAUGGUGUCCACUCAAAGACAAGGUCAAAAAUACCUGGUGCUGAGAACAUCAAGACUUUUGCUUCUGGAAAGAGUUCUUUCCGCUUUCUCAUCUCAAGAGAGAGUGCUUUGGCCGAUCCAGAGACAAGGAAGUUCGCCGAGCACGAGGGUCACCUUAUCAUGAUGUUCGGUCGUGACCGUCGUAUUGUCGUGUACCCAACAUCAGACAACACCCUGUUGAACUUCAACAACAUACAUCCCACAUCUGAUUCCCAAGUCAUUUCUGAGGCGCCCGGCAGCGCUGACUGGCAGAACAAGGGUAACAUCAACAAGAUGCUCGAGGUGUACAAGGACUUUGAGCCGGCCGUGCUCAAGCUGCUCAGUAUGGCGGAUGAAGAGACAUUGAAGGUGUGGGAGUUGCUGGAUAUGGAGCAACUACCUACGUGGACACAUGAGAAGCUCGUUCUCAUUGGUGACGCAGCUCACCCUUUCACACCUCAUCAAGGACAAGGUGCAGCUCAGGCCAUUGAAGAUGCCGCAUCUCUUGCAGUCAUGCUACAGAGAGGUACAUCCCUUAGUGCCAUCCCCGAUCGUCUGAAACUAUACCAGAAGUGCCGCUUUGAGCGCGCUUCUUACAUACAAGAAAUCUCCCGUAUUGCCGGUAACGACUUGGGCAGCGGCCCCCCGCUGGACUCAUCCCGCUUUACUGCCUAUAACUUUGGCCACGACGAGUGGGACCACUCAAGCCAAAUGCUCAGACAAUGGGAGUGGGAAAACAGGAAAGGUCUGCUCUGGAGGAUGCCGACAUCUUUCGGUCCAAUGCCCGGGCCUCGACAAGACUUCCACGGCCGUCCUCGAGACGGUAGUCAAGCAACAUUCAAGACGACAAGCGUGAAGUUCAAGACCAGCAGAACGCUGCUGCAGAAUCUCUUUCCGACUGAGAAACUCAAGUUCGCAUCUGCAGAUACAGUGGUCUACGCCACUCUCGCAGCGACACAGCUCGGCAAUCUCGAAUGGCUAGGCGGCCGGGGCUACUCGCACUUUGGACUGUACAUCCAUGGCGUGCAAUACACCAAGGAAAACGGGGAGACAGUUACAGGCAGCUAUCUCCCGGUGCUGUUCGAGAACCUGGCAGACCCCAUCCUGAGUGGAAGGGAAGAGCUCGGUUUUCCAAAGUUGUUCGCCGAUCUUGACGUGCAGCAGGACGGCACCACCUGGUCACUGAAUGCCAGCUGGAUGGGCUCGAAAUUCGCCACACUAACACUUUCAGAUCUUUCAGAGCCUCUGGCAGAUGAUGGUGCGGCACCUCCACAAGCGCCCGCGUCAGCCGAAGAGGGUCUGUUCAUCUCCAAACACAUUCCCGCCACAGGAAGCAUCGGCAGCAAAGAGCGAGGCCAAGCUGAUGUAGAGUACACGGCUUUCCUGCCAAAUGACGAGGAGGCGAAGACUGUGGAGAGAAGGGUGCAGAAGACGCUCCAAACGAGAAAUGCACAAAUCAGUUUCGAUUCUCUUGACUGGAAGGCACUGCCCACGCUGCAUCAUGUUAUCGCGAGGUUGCAGGAGGUGCCGGUGUUUGAGGUUGUUGAGGCGAAGAUCGUAGAGGGCACUGGAGUGAGCGAUGUCAGCUCUGCAAGGCGAGCCGAGUAA